Molecule: messenger RNA, 1626 nt
Organism: Micromonas commoda
Lineage: Eukaryota; Viridiplantae; Chlorophyta; Mamiellophyceae; Mamiellales; Mamiellaceae
Product: histone acetyltransferase
Exons: 2
Coding region: 1-1626 (541 amino acids)
Biological process (GO): tRNA wobble base 5-methoxycarbonylmethyl-2-thiouridinylation
Cellular component (GO): elongator holoenzyme complex; cytoplasm; nucleus
Molecular function (GO): acyltransferase activity, transferring groups other than amino-acyl groups; iron-sulfur cluster binding
Source: RefSeq, a predicted model, not a curated record
AUGUCGCAAGAGGAGGCGAGGGUGCGCGCCAUAGCGGACGUGGUGCGCGUCAUGAUCGACGCCGUCAGGGACGGCAAGGUCAUCAACCUCAACGCCGUCAAGAACGAAGCCGCCCGACGGUACGGCCUGAAGCGGUCGCCGAAGCUCGUCGAGCUCAUCGGCGCCGUGCCCGACGAGCACCGCGAAUCCCUUCUCCCGCAGCUCCGCGCCAAACCCGUGCGAACCGCGUCGGGCAUCGCCGUCGUCGCCGUCAUGUCCAAGCCCCAUCGGUGCCCCCACAUCGCGACGACGGGAAACAUCUGCGUCUACUGCCCCGGGGGACCCGACAGCGAUUUCGAGUACUCCACGCAGUCGUACACCGGGUACGAGCCCACGAGCAUGCGCGCGAUACGCGCGAGGUACGACCCGUACGUUCAGGCGCGCGGCAGGGUGGACCAGCUGCGCAGGUUGGGUCACAGCGUCGACAAGGUUGAGUACAUCUUGAUGGGGGGCACGUUCAUGUCGUUGCCGGCGGAGUAUCGCGACUGGUUCGUGCGUAACCUGCACGACGCCCUGAGCGGCGCGAGCAGCUCUAACGUCGCCGACGCCGUCGCCGCGUCCGAGCACUCGCACACCAAGUGCGUCGGGUUGACGAUCGAGACCCGCCCGGAUUACUGCCUCUCGCCGCACCUCCGACAGAUGCUCGGCUACGGGUGCACGCGACUGGAGAUUGGGUUGCAGUCGGUGUACGAGGACGUGGCGCGAGACACGAACCGCGGGCACACCGUCGCCGCGGUGCAAAAGUGCUUCGAGCUCGCGAAAGACGCGGGGUUCAAGGUUGUGGUGCACAUGAUGCCAGACCUGCCCAACGUGGGCAUGGAGCGAGAUCUGGAAUCCUUUCGCGAGUUUUUCGAAUCCCCAGACUUUCGCACCGACGGAUUGAAGCUCUACCCCACGCUGGUCAUCCGGGGCACCGGGCUGUACGAGCUGUGGCGCACGGGACGGUACAAGAACUACGCCCCGGACAGGCUUGUGGACCUCGUCGCGAGGGUGCUCGCGUUGGUCCCGCCUUGGGUCAGGGUGUACAGGGUGCAGCGCGACAUACCGAUGCCGCUCGUCACCGCGGGGGUUGAGAAGGGUAACCUGCGGGAGCUCGCGCUCGCGCGUAUGGGUGACCUCGGGUUGCGUUGCAGGGACGUCCGUACGCGGGAGGUUGGGAUCCAAGACAUCCACUCGAAGGUGAAACCCCGGGAGGUUGAGCUCGUGCGCAGGGACUACGCGGCUAACGGGGGAUGGGAGACUUUUUUAGCGUACGAGGACCCGGGGAGGGACAUUUUGGUCGGCUUGCUCCGUCUGCGACGGUGCGGCCGCACCGCGGGGAAGACGUCGCCGGAACUGAAGGGUAGGUGCUCGAUGGUUCGCGAGUUGCACGUGUACGGCAGCGCGGUGGCGGUGCACAGUCGCGAGCGGGGAAAGUUUCAGCACCAGGGCUACGGCACUUUGUUGAUGCGGGAAGCUGAGCGCAUCGCGCGCGACGAGCACCGGAGUAAAAAGUUGGCGGUGAUAUCCGGCGUGGGCACGAGGCACUACUACCGCAAGCUGGGGUACGAGCUGGAGGGGCCGUACAUGGUCAAGUCGCUGCGAUGA